AUGGGGAAAAUGGCAGAGAAGAUGAAGAAGAAGAAAGGAAGACCUUCUUUAUUAGAUCUCCAAAAACGUUCCUUAAAAGAGCAGCAAAACCAGGAACAACAACAACAUCAACAAAAGAAACGCAAACAUCGUCAUCGAAACGUUUCGCCUUCUGUUUCUAAUUCAAGCAAUUCAAUAACCACCCCUAAUUCUUCUCAAAAUCCCAAAUCUGCCACCACCACUAGUACUACUCCUCUCCGUCGAUCCACUCGCCGUAACCCUGCCUACGACGACAACUCCCACGACUCCUCUGAUGAUGAAGACAACACCGAAUUGAAUGGAAAGCGCCGUCGCGAGAAGAAACUGAAGCUGGUACUCAAAUUGCCCAAAUCAGACACUAAUUCGACGUCGAUUAACUCGAGUGGAGAGGAAUCGAACGGUGAAGAAGAGAAGAAUACGGGGUCGAAUAAGAAGAAGAGGAAUAUCAAUGGAUCUGAGAGUGAAAAGGGAGAUCAGAAGUCUACAACUGGAACAAACCCAACAAGCGAUGUCCAAGAUUCUGGACCCUCAUCAACUUUACCUGAUAAAAAGCUGUUACUGUUCAUCUUGGACAGGCUUCAAAAGAAGGACACGUAUGGUGUGUUCUCUGAGCCAGUGGACCUAAGUGAGCUUCCAGAUUAUCUUGAAGUCAUUGAGCAUCCCAUGGACUUUGGGACGGUCAGAAAGAAACUCACUGAUGGGGCUUACGCCAGUUUGGAACAAUUUGAGAAAGAUGUUUUCUUAAUAUGUACGAAUGCAAUGCAGUAUAAUGCACCAGAUACCAUAUAUUUUCGACAGGCACGAUCCAUACAAGAGUUGGCAAAAAAGAACUUUGAAAAUUUGAGGCAAGAUAGUGAUGACAAUGAAGCAGAACCUAAAGCAGUAAGAAGAGGGAGGCCACCUUCGGAGAAUUUAAAAAAAUCGCCGGGCAGGCCUUCAUUGGACCUCGCUGGUUCGGAAUUUCCCUCAGGUGCAACUCUAGCUACAGGCGGAGAGAAUAGACCAGCAGAGAAGUCUAGUUUUGCAGAUUCUUCAGGACAAUUUCAUGGUUCCCGCAAUGAAGCUUAUUUGUUGACUGAGAGGAAUGAUGAAACCGCAGGUUCUGUACUUAAAGGUAAGCAUAGUAAGAAGCAUUUGGCAUUUGACGAAAACAGGCGCAACACAUAUAAGCAAUUCCAUCCUUCAGCUGGUGGACGAGUGCCAUCUGUGCUGACUACUUUUGAUGCAGAAAGGAAGCAGCUAGUGGCUGUGGGACUUCUGGCAGAGCAUGGUUAUGCAAGGAGCAUAGCACGAUUUGCUGCGAACAUUGGACCUUUGGCCUGGACAAUUGCAGUUAGAAAAAUAGAAAGGUCUUUAGGACCGGGAGUUAAGUUUGGUCCUGGAUGGGUCGGAGAAAAUGACAUCGCACCACAGAGGCCGUUGUUUUCUUCACCCCCUCCAAGUCAGCUGGUACCUCCACCACCACCACAAAGGCCCUACUCCGUACUUGAAAGUUCAGCUGCUAAUGCCUCACCUUGCAAUGUUAAAUCAAAAGAAGAGAAAUUGUCGAUGAAACCUGAGAAAGAUAUUUUUUCAGAGAAGCAGGUGCCUUCAACUCGCAUGUCAGAGGCACAUUUAAGUCCUGUUCCCCCAUCAACCUCGAUGACUACAUCCCUCUCAGUUGCCAAUAAAUCUGAACCUUGCACAGAAAGAGAAGAAGCAGCUGCGAAAUCGAAUUCCCAUUCUGCAUUUAAUGUGCUGAACAGUAGUACGGGUGUGAUAAGGCAAAGGCCUCCAUUUCAGCUUCAUCAGAACCCAGCCAUUCAUCCUGGCAUGAUUGGAUUUAAUGCCACAUAUGGGUUUAACCUUUCAGCCCAAAUGGGAAAACCAAUUGGAGUUUCCAGGCCUGCUGGGUUAAGCAUUCAGUCAUCUCAGAUGGCUGACAAGGUCUCUAGAACUAAUUCUAACCUGGUCCAUUCGGCAAAUACAAACGGCAUACACUCAGAGAAAACGAAGUUCCUGGAGGAUUCAAGUUCAGUAAAUUUCAGUGGUGCAUUGCCAAACUCUGGGAGCGAAGUAGUGGAGGCCCCAAGAUCUGGAGACCGACCUCAACCAACUUGGCAAGGGUUAUAUCCAAAACCAAAACCAGAUUCAGGCUCAUCACCACAUCAGAAAUUGGACACCGUCCCACCUGACUUGAAUGUCAGAUACCAGUCUCCAGGUUCUCCUAGUUCUGGUCGCAUUGAUUCUGCACACCCAGAUUUAGCUUUGCAGCUCUGA
Molecule: messenger RNA, 2277 nt
Organism: Dovyalis caffra
Lineage: Eukaryota; Viridiplantae; Streptophyta; Magnoliopsida; Malpighiales; Salicaceae
Source: the annotation of a GenBank genome assembly